UCUUCCUUUCUUCAUCCUCACAUUGUCACUCACAUUGUCAUCUAAGUUAGAGACCAAAGGGUAUGAGGAGCAUCAUUCUUGCAUUGCUGGUUUUGUUGGGCUUCUUUUGUGAACUCAGUCAAGUCAAGGCCUUUAAGGCUUCUAGUUGGAGCAACGGCCAUGCCACCUUCUAUGGUGGUAGCGACGCCUUCGGAACAAUGGGUGGGUCUUGUGGCUAUGGUAACCUGUACUCGACUGGUUAUGGGUCUAGGACUGCAGCUUUAAGCAAUGCCUUGUUCAACGACGGUGCCUCUUGUGGGCAGUGCUUCCGGGUCGUAUGUGACUACAAAUCAGACUCUAAGUGGUGCAUAAAGGGUAGAUCGGUGACCGUCACCGCCACCAAUUAUUGCCCGCCGAAUUAUGAUGAGACAAGUGACAAUGGUGGCUGGUGCAAUCCUCCUUUGAAGCAUUUUGACAUGGCUCAGCCUGCUUGGGUGAAGAUUGGGAUCUACAAAGGAGGCAUUAUACCUAUUCUCUACCAAAGGGUUCCAUGCAAGAAACAUGGUGGAGUGAGGUUCACUAUCAAUGGAAAGAACUACUUUGAACUGGUUUUGAUACACAAUGUGGGAGGGAGUGGAGCAGUGAAAGCUUCUUGGAUCAAAGGUUCGCAAACCUCCGGAUGGAAGACGAUGUCAAGGAACUGGGGGGCUAAUUGGCAGUCCAAUGCCUAUCUCAGUGGUCAGUCUCUCUCCUUCAAGGUCACUACUGAUGAUGGAGUUACUCUUAUCUUCCCAGACAUAGUUCCAUCCAAUUGGGAAUUUGGUCAGACCUUCUCAAGCAAAGUACAAUUCUAAGCUUAAACAAGAGGCUUGGAGAUCAGUUUUGGCAGAGGCUUGCUUGUUAUUUUACUAAAGCAGCCCGCUUCCUCUUUACUUUUUGCUGUUGUUGCAUGCUAGGCUUAGGGUUGAACACCCCUCAAUGAAACCUAAGGAGUCCCUAACUUGACAGUAAAAUUGGAGUCAUUUAGUCAUGAAAUUUAGAACAUAAUUGUAGAUUCUCCAUUACUAUACCUCCCCCCC
Macadamia integrifolia is the source of this 1058-nucleotide messenger RNA. RefSeq names its product expansin-A11-like. The record is from RefSeq and is a predicted model, not a curated record. Bases 63 to 833 code for a protein of 256 amino acids. Gene Ontology annotation, cellular component: extracellular region. The transcript is spliced from 3 exons. Gene Ontology annotation, biological process: plant-type cell wall organization. Lineage: Eukaryota; Viridiplantae; Streptophyta; Magnoliopsida; Proteales; Proteaceae.